Haliotis rufescens (red abalone) is the source of this 2598-nucleotide messenger RNA. RefSeq lists its product as uncharacterized. Gene Ontology annotation, cellular component: membrane. The record is from RefSeq and is a predicted model, not a curated record. Lineage: Eukaryota; Metazoa; Mollusca; Gastropoda; Lepetellida; Haliotidae. Gene Ontology annotation, biological process: G protein-coupled receptor signaling pathway. The transcript has 2 exons. Gene Ontology annotation, molecular function: G protein-coupled receptor activity. The coding region runs from base 1011 to 2387 and encodes 458 amino acids.
CGAAAGCAGUCGUCUGCUCAUACUGACUGGACAUGAACCUUCUUAAUGAGGUGCACAGGGAACGGACAGGAGUCCACGUGGUCAUACUUCGCAUGCAAAUAAAAUGUCAUUAGGGAACAGGAAUGACCUUUGCUCGCAUGUGAUGGAACAUGAAUGGAUUUAUCGGAGAAGAUAAGGUCAGCUGUCUACCUCCGACAUAUCGACUGAUUAUAACCGCUUCCACCUGGCCGCAAUGGGCAGAAUGUGAUCGCGGCAGCAUUAUUAUCUGCAUGAAGGUGUAGUGUGUGUGUGACGCCAGAUACACGGCUGAAAUUCAGGAUUAUAUGUGAUAAUGAGACUUUUUAUUUUUAAAUUUACACGAGAAAAUCAACAGUGAUGCCCCGGGAUGGGAUUAACUAUUGCCAUCUAUUGCCAUUAAAUCAGGCGAAGCUAGUGUGACAUAUUUCUACCAAAUGUCAUAUAUGAAGACUUGGAGGAUUCCGUUGCCUGGUGCUGUUGAGGUGAUGAGGCCAUGAACUUAGUCUGCGAUUCAUACUGGACCAAUGAGAUGCUGGUGGCCAGAUCACGCAGAUGUGGUGGACACGAGGAGGUCAGCGCUACUGACGGAGACGACAGGACCUUCCUCAUCGUUGUGGUUUAAUGGAGCCUAUACACUUGAUGGAGAAGUGGUUAAACCCGCAAUACGUCAGCUUCGGGAGCAAUGUAAAGAAAACGAAUUGUACGACGAUGUGAGGAUCAUCGCGAUUAGACAACUGUGAUGAGUGUUUUCUAUCAAGGGCGGUAUUGUCAGUGAGAAGUUCGUGACGACCGUCGACAACAAUAAUAUUCCUGCAUUCCUUUAAAAUAUCGUUAUGCACUGUUGGGAUAACCUGUGUAAAACGGACAAGAAUUAACUGCAAGUGUUCUUACGGUGACAAAAGAUGAAAGGGUCAGAUCGGAAAUAUCGGUCAAGGUCAAGGUUGUGGACCUGGAAAUGACACCUGUUUCUAGUUGAUCGGUAUCUGCGAGCGAUGAACAACACCACCGGAGAGUGUGAAAACAUUUCUAGUGGCUGCGAGGUGUGGGAACUUCCGUACGGGGUUACCGUGCUCGCGUUGCUCUGUCUUUCCGUCAACAUCGUCGUCAGCCUCCUCAUCAACGCUUUGUUGAUGUUGAUACUGCAACACUCCCCUAGUCUGAAGACGCCCCCCAACAGCCACCUCCUCAACAUCUGCAUCAACAACAUCCUUCUCUGCAUCAGCAUGCUCCUCGCCAUGGUUGGCGUCAACGUCAACGGCGUCAACGACGUCACGUACGAGGUGAGCCAGGCUCUUUCUAGCACGCAGUUGUUCAUUGUGUAUAAUUCCCUCCUUCAGUACUGGGGGACAUUUGCAUGCAUUGGCUACUACCGCAAAAAGACAAUCAAGGAGCCGUCUCUGACCUUGAGGAUCCGGCGGCAAAUUGUGUCAAGGUCAAUCGCCGGAAAUUGGAUUAUCUCGCUUUUAUUGAGCACGACGUGCAGCUUGAUCUACAGAGGAACGAGUAACAUCAUGGAGACGACAUUAGACCCAUUUCGUAAGGACUAUUACCAAUCAAAAAUGUCAACCUUUGCCGCGGAACAAAUGACAAUCAUUUUAUUCAUUCUCGGUGUGUUCCUGGUCGGCUUCGUGACUAUAUUUUCUUCCUAUUACAGUAUUUUCAAGACAUUAAAUGUCACUGGUACUUUUGCCAAAAAUCGCGUGACUCCAUUUCAACGCGCCCCUAGUCUUGCCUCGGACGUGGCGGACCUGACAGUGCCUUGUGGACGGUCUUAUCAUCCUGCCGAUGCGCCAGCCGGUAGGCCGUUCACCGUCUCCCAAAAAUCAAAUGAUACACUUGUAGUGCACUACCAGAAGUGUGACAACACUCUUGCCUUUGAAGACAUUCUUGCCUUAGAAAACCCCAUCCGCGCCGCCAACUUAGUGAAGCAGGAUCACCAGAAGCGUCAAUUGCAAAUGACCUUGAGCAAUGGAAGCACAACUUCUACAAGGUCACGUUGCCCGGAUUUCUCGGACAUAUCACUGGGUGCGGAUCUCGAGCGUUUCCAGAUGAUGAAGAACAGCUCUGCCUUGAGGAACCAGUUUCUAAGACGGGAUCGAGACAGCUUGAGCAGUGCUAUCAGAAACAGCCUUGUUAUGUUCUGUGCCUAUCUCGUCUGCUCGCUUCCUCUCAUCUUUUGCAGUUUCCCGCGCGCUCUUGCUGCCGUCCCACCUCAGAACCGGGUGAUUACACUGCUUGUUUGUCGUCUGCUCUUCUUCGUCAACGCACCAGUGUAUCCCACCUGGUAUCUGCUGUUCAGCAAACGGGUGCGUAAGUGCUUGCGGCGAAUGUCGGACACAAUGCUUCUACGACUGAACGUGAGGCGGUGAUACACGUCAGUGAAAGUACAUUACAGGAACAGUUGGGAUUUUGUGAUGCCUUUGCCAAAGAAACAAUGAAAUGCUGUGAUUGGACCAGGACCGGCCUUUUGAUAUUUUUGAUAUCGGGUUUGUGUGGUUGGUUUUGGUUGGUUUGUUGUUUAACGCCGCACUCAGCAAUAUUCCAGCUAUAUGACGGCGGUCUGUAAGUAAUCGAGUCUGG